ACCAAGGCCAUGGAUCAGAUGUUCUUCCAGGUUUCUUCCAACUCCGACCCUCAGAACACAACCCCACAGGAUAAGAAUUUGGAUUAUGUUCUACCCGUGGAUGGGACUAGUAAUCUGCACAGCAAUAUGAGAAGUAGAGGCCAGCAACGAAAAUUAUUGGCGAGUGACAAGAGCGAAAAUAGUAAUGAUGAUAAUAAGAAAAAGUUGAUGCAUAGGGAUAUUGAAAGGCAAAGGAGGCAAGAAAUGGCCACCCUUUACGCCUCUCUUCGAACUCUACUCCCUCUUGAGUAUAUCAAGAAACUGCGCUCUGGGUUUGCCAUAAUUAUGAGUUUAGGGUUACUUUUCAUGGGGUUUCAGGGAAAGCGUGCAAUAUCAGAUCACAUGAACGGGGCAGUGUGCUAUAUAAAAGACCUGCAGAAGAGGAUCGAUGAACUGAGUGCCAAGAGAAAUGAGUUAAAGAAGCUAUCCAAUUCGAGUUGUUUUGACCAAGGGAUGAGCUCGAACGACUCUUUCCCAAGCAGUGCUGUAGUUCGCCAAUCUUUGAAUGGUGUUGAAGUUGUGAUCAGCACUGGCCUUGGAGCUCAAGCUUUGACCCUAUCAAGAGUGUUAGAACUACUGCUUGAGGAAGGACUUGAUGUUGUUAGCUGUAUUUCUACCAGAAUUGAUGGAGGACUGAUUCAUACCAUCCAAUCUGAGGUCAGUGAUCUGACAUACGUUACUGUACCUGGGCUGCAACAGAAACUAAAUGAAGAAAUUUCAUCCUUGAGUCAAAUUUCCUAGCUACUAAACCAUAUUUUGGUGUUGCAGAUUCUUCCCAUCACAGCUCCCACCUUUUGAUUAUGUUUUGAGUAAGGUUGGUCUUUUGCUAUUUAGUAUGACCCAUACGAUACAUCUAAUUUUCUACCAAUAUUUGCGAGGUCUUUUGCUUUCAGAAAAACUAGGUAGAAAUUUGAGUAUCAAAAUAGUAGAUCGUCUCUGAAUAUCUCCAGAAAUGAAAAUGGUCUAGUUCUCUAUUUGUAUUGCACAUUUAUUUUUCCUGUUAUCACAUGUACCAUAGGAGUGGAGUUUAUGUGGUGUACUUGUUAUCAUAUUCUCCCUUUUUCAGAUAAAUGAAGUGAUAAACUAGGUA
Theobroma cacao (cacao) is the source of this 1129-nucleotide messenger RNA. Its product is annotated as transcription factor bHLH118-like. Lineage: Eukaryota; Viridiplantae; Streptophyta; Magnoliopsida; Malvales; Malvaceae. Gene Ontology annotation, molecular function: RNA polymerase II transcription regulatory region sequence-specific DNA binding; protein dimerization activity; DNA-binding transcription factor activity, RNA polymerase II-specific. Gene Ontology annotation, biological process: regulation of transcription by RNA polymerase II. Gene Ontology annotation, cellular component: RNA polymerase II transcription regulator complex. The record is from RefSeq and is a predicted model, not a curated record.